This is a messenger RNA of Prosopis cineraria, 1017 nucleotides long. RefSeq lists its product as uncharacterized. Bases 310 to 951 code for a protein of 213 amino acids. The transcript has a single exon. Lineage: Eukaryota; Viridiplantae; Streptophyta; Magnoliopsida; Fabales; Fabaceae. The record is from RefSeq and is a predicted model, not a curated record.
UUUUGAAAUGUCGGGGUAAUGGGAAAAUGUUGGAUGCAAGAGAGAGACCAUUUUGGAAAGUGAAAAUUUCCUAGUUUGGCCUUGUCGUUAUUUGUCCGGAAAGCAUAACAUGUUAUAUUCUCAAAUUAGCAGGACGAAGUUAGCUUUUUGAAUCUCAUGAUUACUCUCCUAAUAUAAAGGCCGUGCUCAUAGAGAAGAGCUAGCGAAUAAGAUCUGAUCCAUUAGACUAACGGAACAUCCUCAUCACUCAAAAGUUGUACAGCCCAGACUUGAGAGUACAUUCAUUUUAAUUUUCUCUAUUGCUUCUGGAUGAGUCAGCUUCAGAAAAUGCUUGACUUUCACCCUCAUCAGCUGCAGGAUGGCAAAUGGCAUGGUUCAGUUGGAGGCAUAGUCUGUGCACCAUUGGACACAGUUUGGGCCGUUGUUUCUCAAACUAAGAGACUACCGGAGUGGAUGCCAAUGGUGGAAAGAUGCACUGGUUUGGCUGGAGACGAAGAUGAGCCGGGCUAUGUUCGGCUCGUCUCUGGUUUUAUGUUCCCUAAAUCAGAUGGAGAGAGGUCAUGGAUCAAGGAGAGGUUGGUUUCCUUGGACUCUUCAUCACAUAGUUAUGUUUACAGAAUGGAAGCGAGCAAUGUAGGUUUGGGUGGAUCUGUAAAUUCACUGAACCUCGCUGACUAUGGCCAUGGCUCUACUCUUGUUCGCUGGUCGUUUGACAUGAAUCUCUUAAAAGAUGCGAACCAGGAUAGCAUUAUAGAUUAUCUGGGAUUUCUCUAUAAAUCUUGCAUUAAUAGAAUCGAGGGUGCCGUAGAAGCUGAAUCAAGAAAUGCUUCGGCAUCAAAACUUUAUGUUGUUAGUUCUCUAGUAAAUUCCAUGAUCAAACUAGUUGAUUCGAUUUCCUUUAACUGGGCUAUCCUUCUACGGCCUGAAGAUGGGAAAAAAAUCAAACAAUGACUGUUUGAAUCGCGCGCCAUCUCAUUCUCAACCAUAUCCUCAAAUUUUUUCAACCCAAAUUUGCAA